AUGGCUCGGGCCUAUGCCAAGUUUCCUGGCGCUCCACUCAAAGUCCACAAGAUCACCAACCUCUGGAGAAAUCCCACAGGUACCUUGCCGGCACUGAAGACCACAGAGGAAAGUAUUGGUAGUCUUUCCAAACCCAGUAAUGUCAUCAUUCACCUUAGAAAACAGCUUUACCAUGACGUGCCGGAGUGCAUGAACCUGCUCUCUCACCGCCUGGGCUUACACAAGUUCUUCUUCAGGGAUUCCCCAUCCUCUUUGGAUGCCUAUGUGUUCGGUCACCUCGUCCCCCUGCUGAAGGUGAAGCUGCCUACUGGGAAACUCCACCAACACCUCAACUCCCAGGACAACCUGCGGCACUACUGCACCAACGGCCUGGUCCUCUAUUUCCCCUCAGAGGGCGAAGUUCUCUGGAGUAUUAUUUCUCAACUCCGUUCUUCGAGUAGUAUCCGCAACAGUACAGUCACUUUUGUUGUAGCACAGGGCAAACACACCUGAUUUUAACUUGUCAAGUGGGUGAUUGGUUGACUGGUUGUAUCAAAAAGCUGGACUGUUUGGAAUUACUCGAGAACCAGAGUUGAGACGUACUGAUCUUGAGUACCUAGUCCAGCAGUGUGGUACUCAACUCCAAAACACUGAAAACUCUAACUGUAUUAACAAUCAAUUGCAAAAACUGGUUUUGUUCUGAUACGCUAUGUGCAGAGACUUCAUGCUUUCUUCCCUUUUGACACUCAUCCCAGGUGUGAGUCUAUUCGGAUGGUAGUGACUUUGACAACGAGCCCCAUAAACAACGCAACCAAAACCUGUUCACCAUGGGCUCCAUGCUGGGCUAUGCCAUUUUGAUGGGGAUCGUCAGCAUCCAGCACAUCUGACCGCAGGCAGCGCUAGUGGGACCCCACCACAUCAAGGAGGAAGAAGAGGAAUGAGCAGUACUGGCUCUGUAUGGGACUAGGGACAAGGAGACGUUGUGAAGGGAAAAUGGACGUUCUCUGAUUUAUUCUGUGUACUGCAAUAAGGGAACAGGUAUUACAUUCCUCAAAAAUCUCAAUCCCCCACAAUGCACGAUAAUCCUUUGUCAGAACAGACCCCUCUUAGCAUCCACCAACAUGCCCUAGUUGGGCUGUCUCCUUUAUUGGGGCUUGAUUUUUGUUUUCUUGACAUCCCAGGAAGGCAUACCAUUUCUUGUCUCAGAAUCUUCAAGUGAGUUUUUGAUAUAAUUGAAGAAUUAUGAAGAAAGUAUGCCUUUUCUUUUUUACCCCUAAAAUCACAAUGGAAAACAUAUUCGACAGAAUUAUGCAGUAGAGCAGAUAUAUUACCUGGAAGUUAUUCUUCCAAGGGGACUUUAAGGUAACACAGAGAAUGUUUCUGUUUCACGAACGCAGUAUUCUUUUUAACGAUCACCCAAAGAAAGGUGACUUAUAGAAAACAUGCAUACGGUUUGGUAUUGAGAAAUAAUGAUGCUGUACAGCUCUGCUUCCCAGCACUAUGCAAUUAACUAGUAGACUGUAAGAUGGAAGAGCACUGAGUGGAACAGAAUGAAUUCUUGUCAUAAUUCUCCUUUCUGUGAGAACGGAUCACUCUGAGUUUUCAGUGGCAUAAAACGUACAGAACAUAGAUGUGGUAAAGAGGUCAAUAGAACGCAUCAAAACAAUGGAAAUGCCAUGGAACUACAUGGGGGAAAGAUGCCGUGGGGUAAAGAUCCCAAAUCUCCUCAUUGCCCCCAGCAAAAUUAGCCUACAUUUAGGCUAUUGUUUAUGGUAUAUUGCACUAUGUUGAGGUAAAAAUCGGAGUACAAUGCUUGUAUGGAUGUCAACCCCAAUAUAUGUUCAUGUCAUCAUGACCAAACAACUGCAUUACAGUUAAAAACGACUUUGAAUACCACCACCGAUUUGUCUAUGCUAGCUAUGCUACCAGUUUAUAUGAACGGGAGUUAGCAUUUAGCAGUCACUUCUUCUAAACCUGAAAAGGGACUACUUAUAUUAAUGUUAUGCAGCGAAAACAGCCAAAUAUAUAAAAAUCUGACUUUAGUAUACACAAUGUGGGCCUGUUACAACACAUAAAUCAUGACGGAUUUGAUUAAUAUUCACUUUGUUAGAUCAGAUUUGUUCAGUGUGCGCCAAUUUGGCGUCCUUCUAUAACCCACAGUCUGUGUUCAAUUGAACUCUUUUACGCAUCUAUUAUAGAUACACUACACAAGAAAAGUAUGUGGACACCCUUUAAAUUAGUGGAUUGGGCUAUUACAGCCACACCCGUUCCUGACAGGUCGAGCACACAUCCUUGCAAUCUCCAUAGACAAACAUUGGCAGUAGAAUUGCCUGACUGAAGAGCUCAGGAUUCCACCUUUCCAACAAGUCAAUUUGUCAAAUUUCUGCCCUGCUAGAGCUGCCCCAGUCAACUGUAAGUGCUGUUCUUGUGAAGUGGAAACAUCUUGGAGCAACAACAGCUCAGCUGCUAAGUGGUAGGCCACACAAGCUCACAGAACGGGACCACUGAGUGUUGAAACGCAUAGCGUGUAAACAUUGUCUGUCCUCGGUUGCAACACUCACUACCAAGUUCCAAACUGCCUCUGGAAGCAAGGCCAGCACAAUAACUUUUCGUCAGGAGCUUCAUGAAAUGGGUUUCCAUGGCCGAGCAGCCGCACGCACACAAGCCUAAGAUCAUCAUGUGCAAUGCCAAGCGUCAGCUGGAGUGGUGUAAAGUUUGCCGCCAUUGGACUCUGGAGCAGUGGAAACGCGUUCUCUGGAGUGAUGAAUCACGCUUCACCAUCUGGCAGUCCGAAGGACCAAUCGGGUUUGGCGGAUGCCAGGAGAACGCUACCUUCCAGAAUGCAUAGGGCCAACUGUAAAAUGUGGUGGAGGGGGAAUAAUGGUCUGGGGCUGUUUUUCAAGGUUCAGGCUUCUUAGUUCCAGUAAAGGGUAAUCUUUACACACAGCAUACAAUGACAUGCUAGACAAUUCUGUGCUUCCAACUUUGUGGCAACAGUUUGGGGAACGCCUUUCCUGGUUCAGCAUGACCAUGCCCCGGUGAACAAAGCGAGGUCCGUACAGAAAUGGUUUGUCAAGAUCGAUGUGGAAGAACUUGAACCUGCCUGUACAGAGCCCUGACCUCAACCCGAUUGAACACCUUUGGGAGGCAUUGGAACACUGACUGCGAGCCAGGCCUAAUCGCCCAACCUCACCAAUGCUCUUGUGGCUGAAUGGAAGCAAGUCCCCGCAGCAAUGUUCCAACAUCUAAAAAAAGCCUUCCCAGAAGAGUGGAGGCAAAGGGGGGACUAACUCCAUAUUAUUGCCCGACCUCACUAAUUAAUGCCCAUGAUUUUGGAAUGAGAUGUUCGACGAGCAGUUGUCCACAUACUUUUGUUAAUGUAGUAUAGAAAAGUCAUAAAUAGAGCAUCAGACACAAUGCGUUAUAGUCUACAGGGCAGACAAUAUAUUGUCUCCACAAAACAUUUAUAUCUGAAUGUUAUGUUACGUUACACUCUCCUGAUCAAGCCCUGGUUCUUGCUCUUCUGAGGUUGCAUAUAAAGAAUGAAAUA
This is a messenger RNA of Oncorhynchus keta (chum salmon), 3529 nucleotides long. Its product is annotated as metaxin-1-like. Gene Ontology annotation, cellular component: SAM complex. The transcript is spliced from 5 exons. Gene Ontology annotation, biological process: mitochondrion organization. NCBI's taxonomy places the organism in Eukaryota, Metazoa, Chordata, Actinopteri, Salmoniformes, Salmonidae. The record is from RefSeq and is a predicted model, not a curated record. Bases 1 to 492 code for a protein of 163 amino acids.